Molecule: messenger RNA, 2075 nt
Organism: Diabrotica balteata
Lineage: Eukaryota; Metazoa; Arthropoda; Insecta; Coleoptera; Chrysomelidae
Source: the annotation of a GenBank genome assembly
GUUUUUUCAUGGGCUAUUCACACACUCGCAUCGCUGACAAAAAUAGUGUGUAUGUGCGAGCGAUUUUUUUGUCGUGGACCGGUAGCGAUCGGGCCUUGAUGAAACACUUUGUUUGAGUUUAAGAAUCCGUUAGAACUUUUUGAAGGUGCCGAAAACCAACAUUCAUCAUGAAUUUGAUGUUCAGGAAAACCUUCGGCGAGCAAAAGACCGGCACGACGGCAAUCAAGGGCAACAAGUCCAGCGCAGGUCGACAUACGAGCAAAAGAAGCAGAGAACAGGGAUACACGGCAAUGGAGGAGCAUCAUUAUCGCACACAUUUGUUUUUUAGUCCACCUCGUAGUAGUUUCGGUCCCGGUGACGACGAUGAGCCGCGGUGCGGUCCUAUGACGGGGGCGGGGGGCGAGCCGCUGCCGAUGCAGUCGACGAUCUCUCCUGCAAUGACGGAGUCCGACCUGCCUCAGCCUCUGGUGGUAAGGAGCCCUUCGGUAUCCCUGAUGAAGUGGCCCAGUCAAUCGCCGACGAAAACAACACCCACGCGACAGGUCAACUUCAAUUAUGGAAACGAGGGGAGCCAUGCAGAUACUCAACGAACGCUCUCUGGCUUGGAUAGGGACUGUUUUAUUAUCCCAGUUCACAGUCUGGAUAGGUUCCUUCCUGCGGGAGUCCCAAUGCCAAAACCAGUAAAUAACAACUCCUUGGAGAAAAGGGGAAAUCUUCACGUUAUGGAGGUACCAGACCCGAAAUUAUGUGUCUUAUGCCAUUUAAUGAGUCCCUUGGAACCAGUAGAUCCCGUUUUAGAAUCACCUUUAGUCCAACCUUUAUUGAAGCAGAGGGUUAUAGCAGGCGAACUAGUAAACGAUAUAGCACAAGCAAAAACGGCGAUAACUGGAAUGUUACUCGCUAAUAUGGAAAGGAAUGGCGAAUUCCCGUUUAUAACAUAUUAUGUGAUAAAUACGUCACAAACGAAUCCUGUGAUGUUCUACAAUAAUUUACGCACUGCCAGUUUAAGCAAGUUCGAUCCAAGGACAACUAGAUAUACAGCAGCACAUACCUUGGAUCUAUAUACAGAAGUAGCUUCGAUAUGUCGGCCACCAGUACACGAAAUCGGUAUGUCGUUACUAAAAACACAAAGUUCAUCGACUGGUUAUAUGGUAUCAGUCUAUAAAGUCUUUGAAGGAGAUGAUAGGGAGAAGUUUGAACGUAAUUGGCUCUACUGGACAGGUGCACGAAUGAUCUACCGAUAUUUACCACAAGCGGCAGGCUUAAGGCGUAUUUCUCUUCACAAAUCGUUGAGUCCAAAAGGAGACAAGAUGUACAUAUUAUUAUGCGAAUGUGCGAAUUUACUAAGCGAUGUGACUGUUUGUGCUUUAAUUUUACCUGCCCUAAGGGCAAGGUUGACUGGGUAUACGGGAAUUUUUAGACCAUUACAGACUUUUUAAAAAGUGGGUCCAAUUAAGAUAACCUUUUACAUAUCUUAUACAUACAUAUUUAAUAAUCGUUACUACUGGUAGUAAGGUUUCCAAAUCCGAAAGUGAAAAUAGCAAAUCGAUAGUAUGUAUUACAAUCAUUUAGAUAUUUAUAAAAAAUAUUUAAUAUAACCUCAAAAAUAAUUGUUCCUACCAAGAUAUGCUAGAGUGGUAUUUUGCCAGAGAAAUAAAUUAUAUAAGUGGAAAGAAUAAUUGUUAUUUAUAGCUUCAAAAAACUUACUUUGAAUUUCAUAACACUCUUUUCUGAUAAAGCAACAAAACAGAAAAUCGACAAACUUCGAACAUCAAUAAAAAAUAUUGUCGACGAAAUAUAACUAUAUUUUGAUUGCUUUUAUUGGAAAAGUUUUUUUGUUGGUCUGAUGAAAUAUUAGAUAAUAUUGUACAAAUUGAUGUGUUUUCAAUAAAGUAGAAAUGAAUGUUAUUAUUAGAAGCUCAAAGUUUACAAUGCUGCCAUUACAGAUUUUUAGAGUAAUGAUUAAUAUUUACAUUAAAUAUUUGCUGAAACAAAUCAAUAAUACUGCACCUCAGAGCUAAACUGUAUUAACUCACAAAAUUUAAAUUUUACAGGAGUGCAGAUUAAAAGAAAUA